AUGACUGUAACAUAUAACAAAGCGAACAGUGUUGGGAUUCGAGGACAAACUUCAACAGGGGACAUUCGGUCAAUCUCUGCAUAUCUGGAAAACACAACAAAACAUACCGCAAAUGAUGACCGCGACGACGCCAUUGACAAUCGAAUGCGGAGUGUGAAGAGACGGUGUUCUUGUUCAACGCUGUAUGACAAACUACCAACCGAAACACGUGCAACAAUGCGGAUCGAAUCAAGGGCGUCUGACAACCGCCAGUUAAAACGUGGCGAACCUAUUAUCGUAUGUGCGGCGAUGUCGCCAGUUAAUUACAUUGGAAGUGGGCUUUUGGUAGAACCUCUAAAAAGCAUCCCAGUUAUUGGUUUAUUUAUAUCGGAUUACACACACAUGCCCGCGCGAUUUAAUGUGUCGAUCAUUUCUCUUGGUUAUUUGGGCACGGUAAGUCUUCCAUGUGUGGGUGUAGACAGCGCAUCAAUUACUGGAAACAACAGUGAACAUUUGGAAGUUGCUCUGUAUGGCCAUAUUAUUGAAUUGAAUCGCUUGUUAUCGAGUAUAGUAUACACAAGCACUGUAUACGACAUAGAUACAAGAGACACCAUUGAAAUUAGGUUUCUCAACUUUGAUCCAGUUCACAUAAGUGUCCACAUCAAGCGAUCACUAAUUCCAGAACGAUUUGAUCUUAUUUCAAAUGGAGAUUUAUCUCAGCAAGUUACCAUUAUUGUGAAAACUUUCGAACGCUAUGAAGGUGUUCUUCGAUUGAUAGACAGUGUGCAUAAAUUCUACCCAAAUAUGACUAUUAUUGUUGCAGAUGAUAACAGAAAGAUGAAGCAUAUAAACAGGGAAAACGUAAAGCAAUAUGGUAUGCCUUUUAAGUUGGGAAAUUUCCCAGGAAGAAAUGUGAUAUUAAGUCAAGUGCGCACUAAGUAUGUUGUAUAUGUAGACGAUGACAUGUUCUUUACAAACAAAACAAAAUUAGAAUUAAUGGUUGAUAAACUAGAGAAUCGCAGUUACCAUAGUGAUUUAGUUUCGGGAUCCUUAACCGGAUAUAGAAAUAAUACUGGACAAGCCCAUUUAAUGACAAUAGACUAUUCUGAUCAUGGAAUGUGUUACCGUGGAAUUGAACGUUCAAUUCCUCAUCCAUCUUUCCCGAACUGUCAGUGGACAGAGCUGUCACUAAAUUUCUUCAUGGCAAAAACGUCUACCCUCAGAAAAAUUUGGUUUGAUAACCGCGUACCGUUUAAUCGCGGUCAUAUUGAGUUUUGGUUGGACGCACUAGGUAGGACUCAAAGCAUUUUCUGUAAAGAUGUGUGGAUACACCACGAUUCUCAAACUGUCAAUAGUAAAUCAUACGACAACUAUAGGUGGAAACAUGGUUUAUACACAAAACACAUCAUGUUUCAGAAUAAUUUAUGUGAACUUAACUUAAAGUUGAAAAAGAGAACCACGGUUAAACAACAAUAG
This is a messenger RNA of Saccoglossus kowalevskii, 1455 nucleotides long. Its product is annotated as beta-1,4 N-acetylgalactosaminyltransferase 1-like. Lineage: Eukaryota; Metazoa; Hemichordata; Enteropneusta; Harrimaniidae. The record is from RefSeq and is a predicted model, not a curated record.